Messenger RNA from Fundulus heteroclitus (mummichog), 10894 nucleotides. RefSeq names its product golgin B1 (gene golgb1). The transcript is spliced from 20 exons. Lineage: Eukaryota; Metazoa; Chordata; Actinopteri; Cyprinodontiformes; Fundulidae. Gene Ontology annotation, cellular component: cis-Golgi network; Golgi apparatus; endoplasmic reticulum-Golgi intermediate compartment. The record is from RefSeq and is a predicted model, not a curated record. The coding region runs from base 140 to 8740 and encodes 2866 amino acids.
CCAAUCAGAGCAGAGCAGGAUUUGUUUCCGGGAGUGUUUGGUGAUGUGGCUUUAAAAUCCAUCCGAGGAAAUAAAGCAAAAAAGACCCUCAACACUGGACGGAUUUACCUGAGGAGCAGCUGCACAGAGUCCCGCCUUUAUGUUGAGCCGUCUGGCCAACGUCCUCCAGGAGCUUUCUGGAGAGGAAGGUGCAGAUGGAAACCAACAGGGCAUGCUGGUGCCUGAGCUCCCUGCUGGAGAGGGCCAGGCUCCGGAGGACGCUGAGGUCCCAGAGGACGCCAUGGAGAGGCUGGCCCACCUGGAACAGCUGGUGGUGCAGCUGAAGGAGCUCAUUCGAGACAAAGACACACAGCUGCUGCAGAAGGAGUCGGACCUGACCAAUAAAGAUGCCCAGCUCAAGAACGAGCGAGACGAAGCUGACGCUCGCUUCACCAAACUCAAGCUCCAGGCUAAAGCCAAGAUGGCGUCCCUCAACAAACAGCUGAGCGAGCUGAAAGGACAGGCGGGAUCAGCUAGUCCAGACGGCUCUUUUACUGCGGCGGUCGAGGAGGAGCUUCAGGGCCUGAGGACCAAGCUGAGUGAGGAGGAGGCCAACAGCCUGCAGCUGAAGGAGCGACUCUCAUCCACCGAACAGCUGCUGCAGGAGAAGGAGGCCGCCCACGCUGAGCAGCUUCGGGUGCUGCAGGCCGUCGUCGCUGAGAAGGACGUCCGUUUCCAGGAGCAGAUUCAGAGGCAUGAAGAGGAGCUGCUGAAGGUCAGCGCUCAGUCCCAGGAUGGCGCCGAGCUGCAGCAGGCUCUGCAGGCAGCUCAGCAGCGCUGCGUUGAGCUCCAGGAGGCUUUAAACUCUCGCUCCCAAGAGCUGGAAAUGCUGCAGCAGGAGGUGAGCAGUGCUGACCAACAAAAACAGAUCCUGACUGCUCAGUUUCGGCAGAUGGAGCAGGAGCUAUCGGAGGCCGUCAGGCUGCGGCAGGAGGAGAGGCAGGAGUGGGCUGAGCAGGCCAGGCGCGGGGACGCGGAGCUCUCGGCCCUCAGAGCCAGCCUGGAGGCGCUGGAGAAGGAGAGGACGGAGGUGGGGAGGCAGGAAGACGAGCUGGAAACCCUGAGAGAGGCGGCGCUCAUCUCCGGGCAGGAUCUGGAGAAGGAGAAAACGGAGGUGUCCAGGUUGGAGGCAGAGCUGGCUCGGAUGAAAGAGGCCGAGCUCGCGGCCACUCAGGCGCACAGAGAUGCUUCGGGGAGAGACGAGGCGGAAAUAGCGCGUCUUCAGAGUGAACUCGCCUCGCUUAGAGACGCAGAGUCGGCGGCUGAGCAGACCUUAGAACAAGAAAGAUCAGAGGUAGAUAACCUGCAGAGAGAGCUGGCGGCCCUCAAGGAGGAGCGGGAAGGCGUGCAGAAGAAGGAGGAGGUCCUUGCUGAGGUCUGGAGGCGUCUUUGUUCUCUUGCUCCUGAAGCGAUGCCAGAGGAAGUCCCCGACCCCGCUGAACCCUCCCUGCUGCUGGACUCUGUGCGCUCCGUGGAGACGCAGCUGACGCGGCUGAAGGAGGAGUGCAGCGAGCGGUGCGCCCAGCUCACCCAGACCAUGGAGGCCCUGCAGGAACAACUGGACGUAAAAACAGCAGAACGAGAGGAGGCCAGCGGCAGAAUACUCCAGCUGGAGCGGCAGAUAGUAGAAAUGUCGGACAAAAAUGUGACGGAAACUUCGCUGGAUCCAUCCGAAGCUGAAAGGGCACACAUAUUGGCGCUGGAACAGCAGCUGGCAGAAAGAGACGAGGAGCUGGUUGCCUUGAGAGAAUCCAUCAAAGCUGCUACAAAACAAACGUCAGGACAAGAAGCGUCAGUGGAAACGGAUCAAACUCCGGAUCAGGAGCAGGCGUCCACCACAGCUCCCCCUGAUUCCUUGGAAGAUGCACAAGAUGAAGAGUCCACCUUAGUCGCGGAGGACACCUCUGUCCUCUCCAUUCCCGCUGAGCACGAGAGCAGCCCAGAGCUCAUCGGACCCCAGUCCGAGUCUCCCGAAGAAUCAAAAGGGACCUCCUCCGACGAGAUGGUCACCAGCACCGAUUCAGAGGUGGCCCACAGCACCUGGACCCUCCUGGAAGCCGUGAACCAGGAGUGGCCCCUUGUCCCGCAGGACGUCAGCCAGUCCUGGGUGGCAACGAGCAUGGAGCAGGAAGCCUCCGCGGUCACAGCCGAGUCGUCGUCGUCCGUCGUCAUCAGAGAGACGGUGCAGGUCCACUUGACCCAGCAGAGUUCCUCCUCCGGGCCGGACGUGUCUCUCUUUGCCCAGGCUUUAGCUGAGGAGCUGCAGAAGAGGUACAGCGAACUCCUGGCGGAGCUGCAGAGGCUUCGGGAGGCAGCCGCGGCGUCACAGGAGAGAAUCAAGAGCCUGGAAGAGGAGGCGCAGUCCCUCGCUGUCGCCAGGGAGGAAGCUGAGGCCGAAGCGCUCAGGUUGUCCAAGGAGCUCGAGUCGAGCCUGGAGAACGGCGACGUGGUGGAGAAACAGAGGGCGGCCAUGCAGCUCCUGGAGGAAGAGCUGGAGGGUUUAAACGAUGACAAUAGAACCAAGGAGCGGAAGAUCGAGGCUUUGCAGGCAGAUCUGGAAACGAUGCAGCAAGUUCUGUCUGAGCAGGAAGGCGAGGCCAGGAAGCUGGGAGCUCAGCUGGAGGACCGAGAACUCGUCUCCUCCGAGCUUCAGAGGCGGCUUCAUGAAAUGGAAAACAGCUUGUCUGAGCACGCUCACGCCUCGGAUCUCCACAACGAGUCUUUAUCAAAGAAGGACUCUGAGAUUCAAGAGCUGCAGCUUCUCCUCUCCCAGAAAGAAAGAGAGGCGGCGGAGCUCAACGACGGCAUGUCUGCCAAACUCCUACAAGCGGAGGAAGAAAAGUUUGAGAUGAGAGGCGAAGUGGAUAAACUGAAGGAGCAGAUAGAAGAGCUGGAGAAGGUCCGGGAUGACCGACAGCAGGAGUCCGGAGAAGACGGAGAACUGGCUGGCUUAAGGAAGGAGAAGGAAGAGGUGGAAACGCAGCUGGCGAACACGAAGAAGAGGCUUCAGGCGGCUCUGGUGCAGCGCAAGGAGCUCAUGAAGAAAGUCAGCGAGUUUGAGAAGGAAGCAAAACGAUGGAAAGAAAAAGAUGAAGCAGAAGCAGAAGAAGCUCCUGAAAAUCUCCCUCAGAGAUCCGAGAGUCAGGACUUGGAGGCCAAGAUCGUGAAGCUGGAGGAAGCUUUGAGAGCCAAAGAAGAAGAGGUGGAGACUCUUGAGCAGAGACUUGGCCAUCAGGAUCAAGUCCUGGCUGAGGCGCUUGCUCUGAAUAGAAAGCUGAGUGAAGAAGCUGAAAGCAACCGACCUGAAUUCUCCUCUGACGCGACCGCCUUGCAGUCUCAGGUGGCCUCCCUGGAAGCAGAGCGAGAAACGCUCCAGAAGAAGGUUCAGGAAGCCCAGGAGUCCCGCAAAGAGACCAUCCGCAAAGCCAAAGAGAAAGACCGGCACCACCGCGACCAGCUCAAGCAGCAGAAAGAGGAGUACAACGAGCUGAUGGAGCGCUUCGAGGUGCAGAGCGGCGAACGGGAAGGUCUUCUGGACAAGCUGAGGGAGCUGGAGGAGAAAGCGAGCUCUGAGCGUGGAGGUCCACCUCAGAAGCCUGCCGCGAACGACUGGGUUCAAGAAGAUUGGGUCGACUUUGCUACAUCUGAAGCAGAUUCUUCGCAACCACAAGCGAGCGAUCCAGAUCAGCGACCUUCAGAGCUGUCUCGUGUCGUGUCUGAACAACCGGAGGAGUCUCUCAGAGUCCUUCAAGACGAGAUCCAAAACGUACGGCGCCUCAACUCCGAGCUAGAGAGGCAGCUCCAGGAAACCCAGACCAGCCUCACGCUCAGGGAGUCUGAGAUACUUGAACUGGGCAAAGAGCUGGAAGCCCUGAGGGAGAAGGAAAACCAGAUCCAUUCCCUCUCUGAGGAGAUGAGCGAGCUGCGAGAAAAGUAUCGCCAGGCCGAGGCGUUUACAGAAACCCUGAAGGCAGACAUGGAAGCUGCAUCCAGAGCCUCUGCGGAAACAUCAACGGAAACCCUUCAAGCCGAAGUGGACGACUUCAAGCGCUUCCUGGACAACAAGAACCGCGAGAUAACGGCGCUGGGCGAGCAGCUGAGCGAGCAGAAGAGCCUCAUGCACUCCAUGCAGGACUCUGUGUCUGAGAAGGAUCAGCUGAUAAGUUCCUUACAGGAGGAACUGAAGGCGGAGCAAGAGAAAUCGCACAAGCUGGAGGCUGAGCUUUCCCACAAACAGCAAGACGACGACGACGGCGAGGCGAAGCUCCAGCAGCUCCAGCGAAAGCUUCAGGCGGCUCUGGUGUCUCGCAAGGAGGCCCUCAAGGAGAACAAGAGCCUGAAGGAGCAGCUGACUUCGGCCGAGCAGCUCGUCGCAGAGCUGCAGCAGAAGAUGGACUCGACAGAAGAGGAGCUGCAGGGUCUGAGAAGCGAACGGGCGAGACUGAUCGAGGAGGUUGACCGGACCCUGCUGGAGAACCAGAGUCUGGGGUCCUCCUGCGAGAGCCUGAAGCUCGCCAUGGAGGGCAUCAUCAACGAGAAAGACGCCAGCAAGAAGGAAGUAGAGCUGGCGAAGGAAGAGGCGGCGAGAAGGUGUAAGGAGUGGGAGGACAAGGUCCAGGGCAUGAAGGACGAGUACGAGACGCUGCUCAAGUCGUACGAGAACGUGAGCGACGAGGCGGAGCGCGUGAGGAAGGUCCUGGAAGCCGCCAGGCAGGAGAGACUGGAGCUGGCGUCCAAGGUGAGGGGCCAGGAGGCCGCGCGGCAGGAAGCAGAAAGGCGGGCGGAGGAAGCCCACAAAGAGGUGGACUCUGUGAAGGACAAGAUGAGGAAGUUCGCAAAGACGAAGCAGCAGAAGAUACUGGAGCUGGAGGAGGAGAACGAGAGGCUCCGAGAGAUGCAGGAACGGUCGGCUUCCAGACAAGAUGGCCGUGCCGUCGGAGCCGAAAACGAGCACCUUCAGGAGGAGAUGGGAGCCCUGCGAGCCGAGCUGGAAGCCGCGGCAGCAGAACGAGACGCUUUUAGGCAGCAGGUUGAUGAGCUGAAGGAGCAACUCGCCGAAAUAGAGGAAAGACGUCCACUCAGCCCCGAGCCCGUCGUAGAGGAGCUCGUCACGGCGCUGCGGUCGGACGCCGUCGUGACGGCAGCAGAGCCUCAAGACGACCUUGUGGCCGCAGACGAAAAAGAGGAGAUUCAAACUUUACUGGAAGAUAAAACGAGGGAGAUUGAGGCUCUGAACGCGGAGAGGGAACUUUGGCAAGAACGGGAAGCCGAGCUCCGAGCCGCGCUGGCCUCUCUCGAGCAAGAGCUGAAGGAGAGUAGAAACGACAAGAACCUUCAAGAGAGCCUCGAGAGAGAGAAGCAGCUGACGGAGGAAGCUUCCAGGAGGGAAGCCCGGUUCAAGGAGCUCCUGGGAAGCCUUGAGACCGAAAAGGACAACCUGGAGGAGCGUCUGAUGAACCAGCUGGCCCAGCUCAACGGGAGCAUCGCCGCCUACCAGCAGGAGGCCGCGGACAACCAGGAGCGCCUCGCCGGGAUGCAGCGGGAGGCGGAGAGGCUGGAGAGGGAGCGGGGCGAGCUGGAGGCCGAGGUCCAGAGCGAGCGGGACCGAGCCGCCAGGCUGGAGGAGGACGCGAGGCAGGCCCGGCGGGAGAGAGCCGAGGCGGAGGCGGAGUCCGGGAAGCAGAGGGAGCUGGAGCAGCAGCUCAGGUCCGCCCAGCGGGUCAGAGAAGGCAGCCAGAGCCGAGCGAAGCAGCUGGAGGAGCUGCUGAGGGAGAAGCAGCUGGAGGUGCGGCAGCUUCAGAGAGACUCCAUCCAGUACCAGGAGACCAUCAGCCAGCUGGGACGAGAAGCUAAAGCGCUGCGGCUGGGCCAGGAGGAGCUGCGAGGCCGGCUAGAGCAAUCACAGCUGCAGAGCUCAAACGCCUUAGAGGAUCUGAGAAGGACCGAGGCGGAGGUGGAGAGCUGUAAGUCCCAGCUGGCUGAGGCGCAGAAGGAGGCGAGCGAGGCGGUCUCUGCGAGAACAGCCAUGGAGCGCGGCGUCCAGCAGAGGGAGGUCGCGCUGAAGGCUGAGGCGGAGCAAACGCUGGACUCGGUGAGAUUCAGGCUGGGAGCUGAGCUGAAGGAGAUGGAGCUCCGACUGGAAGAGGCCUACGCAGAGCGGGACAAGGAGGAGGAGGCUACCCUGCAAGCCAGAGAGACGGCGGAGGCUGCGGAGAGGCGAGCCCAGGAGACCCAAGCUCGCCUGGACGAGUCCCUGGCCAGGUUGGCCGCCUUCUCCCGCAGCAUGUCCUCCCUGCAAGACGACAGGGACAGAGUUCUGGACGAGGCCCGGCAGUGGGAGACUCGCUUUAAAAGCGCCCUGCAGGGGAAGGAGGCCGAAGUCCGCGAGGCUGAAACGCGGGCCAAGGAGCUGGCAGACCAGCUCCAGAAGGAGACGGCGCUGAAAGAGGAGCUCAGACAGUCUGUAAACAGAUUGCAGAAAGCAGAAAAAGAUUGGCAGCUGAGAUUGGAAGAAGAGGAAAAGAAAGUCGCAGAACACCAAGACGUCCUAGAGCAGCAAAGAGCGAAGCUCGAGGGAACCACGUCCGAGUUGCUAGCUGCUCAGAACGAAGGCCGCGCCCUGAAAAGCGAGCUGGAGAGUCUGGGUCAGAGGGUCCGGACUCUGGAGGAGGCUGUCGGCAAGCUGACGGGCGAAGUGGACCGGGCCAGGACCGAGCUGAUGGAGAGGGAGGCAGAGGAGAGGCGCCUGUGCCUGAACGUGGAGCAGCUGGAGACGGACCUGCGCUCCUCCAAGGUCCUGACGGAGAGCCUGCAGACGGAGUUACACGAGAAGGAGAGGAGGGAAGUGGAGCUGCUGGGGGAGAAGGAGCAAGCGGUGACGCAGGCUGCAGAGGAGGCCCGAAAAGAGGCGGACGGCAGGGCGCGGGACGCCGAGAAGGAGCUGGAGCAGAGAAGAGGAGAAGUCAGAGAGCUGGAAGAGAAACUACGGAAAGCAGAGGAGGAGAGCGGCGACCGGAAAGCCAAGCUGGACUCGUUUACCAAGGCCAUGGGCUCUUUGCAGGACGACAGAGACAGAGUGCUCAACAUGUACAGGCAGCUGGAGGAGAAACACCUGCAGGUGAUGUUGGAGAAGGAUGGAUUGAUCCAAGAGGCUGCAGAGGAGAACAACAGUCUGAAAGAGGAGCUUCGCUCUCUCCUGGUCCAGAGAGACGACAUGAACGCUGAACAGGCCAAGCUGUCUGCUCAGCUCCAUGGGUACCGAGAUGAACUCAACCAAGUCUUAAGCAUGAAGGACUCCCAGCACAAACAGCUCCUGGCAGCUCAGAGAGAGCGCAUCACGUCUUUGGAGAGGGAGCGCGAGGAGCUGGAAGCUCAGCUACAGAGCCUGAGCAGAGCCAGAGACGAGGAGAUACGAAAAGUGGAGACCGAGACUGCGAGUCAAGCCCCCGACGUCAAACCAGCCUCGCAGGUGAUGGAUGCUCCGGGAGCGGAGGUGGAGAAGCUGAGGGAGCAGCUGCAGGCGGAGAGAGCCCGAGCCGAGGAGUUGGAGGAGCGUCUCCUCACCGAGAGGCAAGAGCACGAGAGCGAGAGCAGGGAGCUGGCCGAGCUGCGGUGGGAGGGAGGCGUGAUGCGCACCGAGUCGGAGAGCGCUCAGGAGAGGGUGGCGGAGCUGGCCCGCGACCUGCUGAUCGUCGAGCAGCGCCUCCUGGAGGAGACGGACACCACCAAGCAGCUGAGGGCCGAGAACCAGGCGUUCGCCAAAGCCAUGGCCUCCCUGCAGGAGGCGAGAGAUCAGGCGGUGAACCAGGCCAGGGAGCUGAGCGUCAAGCUGGAGGAGACGAGCAAGGCCGGGGCGGCGCCCGGCAGCAGCCCUGCUGGCUCAACGGGGGAGGUGUGGGGCCUGAAGAACGCCCUGCAGGCCCUGCAGAACGACAGGGAGAGACUGCUGGAGCAGCUUAACGCGCAGACGGCCGAGCUGAACAAGCAGAAGUCGGAGCUGUCCCGGCUGGGAGCAGGAGAGCUGAUCAAAGUCAGCCAGGAGCUGUUAGACGAGAAGAGGAGGAGCGAGGACAUGCUGGGGGCCAUAACGCAGCUGGAGGCCAUGAUGGAGAUCAGAAAGCAAGAAGCCGAGUCCCUCAGGCUGGAGAGGAUGGACUGGAUGGCUCAGGCGGAGCAGCUGAAGCAGCAGACGCUCGCCACGCUCUCAGAGAAAGACCAGCAGCUGCGGCAGCUCACCUCCAUGCUGGAAGAAGCUCGAGUCCAGAAGCCCAAACUCAAACGGGAACAGCUGCAGAGACAAGGCACCGACGAAGGAGAUAGUCCUCCUGGAGCCCCACAGGAGAGAAGCAGCCUGUCUGAGAGCCAUUUCUCUAAAGCGGAGAUAAUCGAGCUACAGAGGAGACUAGAAGAGGAGACUCAGCAGAGGCUGGCAGUAGAGGAGCAGCUGAUGGCGACACAGGAUCGCCUCAAACGUCACAGCCAGGCUGCCUGGCACCCUGCAAACGAGGAGGAUCACUCUGAGACGGCUGUUUUUAUCGAACCGCCGGAAGGAGCCGUCACCCGGACCCGCAGAGGUGGUCCGGGCUUGAUGCGGAUGCUCCGAGUGGCCUUCUGCUCCCGUCAGCGCACCCCUCUGCUGCUCAGCCUCUACCUGCUCACUGUGCACGUCCUGCUGCUCCUGUGCCUGGGCGGCUACCUCUGAAGAAACCUUCCUGACAAGAAGGGAUGCGGUCCGAGUAAACGGAAACGCGUCGGCAUAAUUCGCAAUGCGACAUGUAAUAAUUUAAAGAAGGGUCCGAAGGAUGUUUUGUACAAACAGUGCACUUUACCGUAUUUAAUCUUUUAGCCAAAGUAUAACACUUACUUUGGGAGGUGCGUGUGUGUGUGUGUUUGAACACUGUCGGAGGUUUGGCUUCAAAACCCAAGCAGAAUGGAUGCAAAGAGACAAUAUUUUAAUAUCCCUUACUAAAAUAAACCAAUGAAGCACCCGUCCGACUACCUUGCGACCCUCGCCUAAAGUUACGGAGAUGAUAAAUGAGCUUCCUUUGUAGGGUUGAGCCACCGCUCCUCCACAUCGAAAGGGUCUGGCUAAGGUUGUUCGCCCUUCUAAUCAGGAUUUGGAGGGAAUGAGCCCAGUAAGAGCUGUGGUAAGGUUUUUUUUUUUUUUUCUGGGUUUCCUUUCCGGACCUGUUGGCUUGCCAACUUGAUCACAGUUGAGUGAAAGGCGAUGGAUGGAUGGACGAAUAGUCAUAAUCGAGUGUUUUUUUUUUGGAAACUGUCUUACGUUAUGUGCCUUUCGGAUUUGAGCUUCGAGUCCCUCCGAGUACAAAACCAGUGAAUUUUAUUGGGACCUUUUUUGGGAUGGACCAACACGAAGCGGAACAUAAUUGUGAAGUGGAAGGAAAAUAAUACAUGGUUUUCAAAGCUUUUUGAAAAUCUUAAAAGUGAGGUUAAUGUACAGUUAGUUUUCCAUUACAUGUUUUCCUUACAUACCCAUUGGCCAGAACGUUACAUUUUGCCCCAAUUUCUUAAACGUAAAAGAACUCAUUUGUGGAGUAAUAACGGUUCCCCUUUCAAUAGCUACUUGUAGCUGAGCUAUGAAUCUCUCCUGCUCCUCCAGAGUUACCCUCAAGCCGCUUCUCUAAAUUAGCUCCUCAGGUUAGCUGGAUGCCCCUGUGAGGCCUUCACUAAAUAGCUGAAAUUACAAAGAUUACCUUAACUAAUUAGGUAACUUCAGAAAGGAAUUUGUUGCACUGGAUUUUUUCAGGAGUGUCAGAGUAAAAGGGGCUGUGGACCAACGGCACACAGAUCUGUUUAUUUAAAAAUGAUCCAUCAUGUUUCCUCCAUUUCACAAUGGAAAGUGCUUUCAAAGUUUGUGGCUGAAAUGUGGUAAAAUGCCAAACUAGUUGAGGGGUAUGAAUACUUUUGCAAAGCACUGCAUACCAGAGUUAAAAAUGUUCUGUAAGAGACUCGAAGCUAUUUCAAAAGGCACUACUUGCUAAAGUAGCUAAGCUAGCUGUGCUAAGCUAGCUGUGCUAAGCUAGCUGUGCUAAGCUACCUGUGAGAUUAACAGUCGAAGCUUUUUAUUAGAAAAAUGUCUGAAAUAUGAGGUCAUGAUGCAACAUUUUAUCUCCUAACAUUGGUUUAUGCACAAAAAUGGAGCACAGAGCAGUUUUCUGGUUUCACACAUUCCUGCAUCGUCCCUCUUAACAUUUGUUGCGCAGUGCGUUGGUGGUUUUUCGGUACAGAUUUAUGUUGUACUGUUUGUCUUAGAAGUUUUUCCGUUAAUGUCCAUUUUGAUGUUGCUGCAUUCCAACGGAUUAAGGAUGAUAUGUUCUUUUUAACGAUAUCCCCUAUUAUUAACUAAGGUUUAUUGUAAUUCCUUGUUAUGCAAUACCAGUUAAACCGCCCUCCAUAUGUAUCAUCCUUGUCUCGUAACACUGGGCUGCUAAACUACUUCUCUGCUGUCACCUCCUUAAAGAUCCACAUUCUUUGAUGCUAUUUUCUCUUGUAAAUACCUGUUCAAAGGGCUGUACAUGGAAAAUAUAUUAUUAAAAGUUCUGGUGGUCUGGAUCAUGGAAUAGAUUAAUCUAAGGUUACUUACCUAGCUGGGUUUCUGUUUAACUCUUUGGAAACAUGGUGACUCGCAAAAUGAGAGCAGUAUAUUUUAGAAAUGAUUCGGUGAAAAAAAAAAUGAAGGUGGGGUUCAUACCAAUUGAACAUUUUUACAGUAAAUGCUGAUGUGUGAAACACUACAGUUGUUUUUCUCCAUGGCUGUGUGGUGGGGGGGCAGAUUGUUACUGCUGACAAAUGUUUAUGUUCAAAGCUUUUAAUAAAAGGAUGUUUUUAAAUGGAA